AACUGCCGUAUCUGUAUAACAACUCACUCUCCUUUCCCGUGAAGUUUGAUUUCUCAGUCGCUUUGACAUCUUUGUGAUCACUCCAAUCCUCGCUUAUUCAACAGAGAGAAUGGCGGAGCACUUAGCGUCGAUAUUCGGGACGGAGAAGGACAGAGUGAACUGUCCUUUCUACUUCAAGAUCGGCGCAUGCAGGCACGGUGACCGAUGCUCUCGUCUUCACACCAAGCCCAGCGUCAGCCCCACUCUCCUUCUUUCCAACAUGUAUCAGCGCCCUGACAUGAUCACACCAGGUGUCGAUGCUCAGGGCAACCCGAUCGACCCUCGCAAGAUCCAAGACCACUUCGAGGAUUUCUAUGAGGAUUUGUUUGAGGAACUGAGCAAUUAUGGUGAAAUUGAGAGUUUGAAUGUCUGCGACAACCUUGCCGACCACAUGGUAGGAAAUGUGUAUGUGCAGUUUAGAGAGGAAGAACAUGCUGCUAAUGCUAUCCGAAAUCUAUCUGGGAGAUUUUACGCUGGUCGUCCCAUCAUUGUUGAUUUUUCUCCUGUGACGGACUUUCGUGAAGCAACUUGUAGGCAAUAUGAGGAGAAUGCGUGCAACCGUGGUGGUUACUGCAAUUUCAUGCACCUUAAAAGGAUCAGCAGGGAUUUGAGGCGACAGUUAUUUGGGAGGUAUCAUCGAAGGGGUAGCCGCAGCCGAAGCCGAAGUCCUUAUAGACAUCGUAGCUAUGAAGACCACUCUCACGAGCGCAGUAGAAAGUAUGAUGACAAGCAUCACUACUCUGAAAGUAGGAGGCGGCACAGGAGCACAAGCCCUAGUCAUAGGAGAGGGCGAAGCAGAAGCCCAGGGAGGCGGAACCACAGCCCAGUCAGGGAAGGUAGUGAGGAGCGACGUGCCAAAAUUGAAAUGUGGAACAGGGAAAGAGAAGACCGAGAGGGUGCUGAUAAGAUCAAGCACGAUAAUGGAAAUAAUAAAGCUGAAGGUCGAGACGAUGUGUACAUGCAAAAUGGUAAUCAGUACCAUGGAUAUCAGCAGCAGCCACCACCACAACAGGAAGGAUAUGGACAUUAAAGCCAUAUAGUUUACCUGGUUCUGGUGACCCUGCUUAUAAGGACUGAGCCUAUUUUAAUCACAGCGUACCAUGAAAAUUGUGUACAGGUUAUUGGUUGCUUUUCAGAGGAUUGGUUUACAAGACCAUUCAGACUAUAUUGAGGAAUAACCAAGAUAAUUACUCGAGAUCUUAUUUGGUUCAACCAUGUAAGUCAGCUAUUAACUACUGUUUGGAAUUAUUGCUGGUUAUCUUCUGUUUUGCCAGACAAUCUCUUUUUACUUGUUUCCUUUUUUGAAACUUGUUGGACUACCAAUUAUUUUAACUUGGAUGGCUUUGUUGUACGAAUUUGGGCAAUGAAUUGUUGCUAUAAAUAUUGUGUUCGGCUUUUGAUCGUG
Messenger RNA from Tripterygium wilfordii, 1444 nucleotides. RefSeq names its product splicing factor U2af small subunit B-like. Lineage: Eukaryota; Viridiplantae; Streptophyta; Magnoliopsida; Celastrales; Celastraceae. The transcript is spliced from 6 exons. Gene Ontology annotation, biological process: mRNA splicing, via spliceosome. The record is from RefSeq and is a predicted model, not a curated record. The coding region runs from base 110 to 1069 and encodes 319 amino acids. Gene Ontology annotation, molecular function: metal ion binding; pre-mRNA 3'-splice site binding. Gene Ontology annotation, cellular component: U2AF complex; spliceosomal complex.